AUGGCAGAUCUCUACAAAUCUAUCAUGACAUUGGAACAGCAACACAAGAGAUCCCAAUUGAUGGAGACGUACGGAGAACUACUGCAAGCCAGAAGCCAACUGAGAGACCUCCUCACGAAACACCAUCUACGAACCUUGCAACACUCCAAAGGGUUCUUCUACGCACAUGCCAAUAUAGGGGGCAGAUACCUAGCACGACUCCUGAAAGGUAAUGCCCCUCGCACACAGGUUCGCAAUCUGCGCCUCUCAUCAGGCGCCAUGAUGGCCUUUCCAAACAAAAUAGCUGAAGAGUUCAGACAAUGCUACCAAUCGCUCUACAAUCUACAUGAGAAGGACAGACAGGAUGAAAUGGACACAGAAUAUAUACCAGAGUGCAGGAAUACUUAA
Molecule: messenger RNA, 387 nt
Organism: Pelobates cultripes (western spadefoot toad)
Lineage: Eukaryota; Metazoa; Chordata; Amphibia; Anura; Pelobatidae
Source: the annotation of a GenBank genome assembly